Messenger RNA from Fusarium fujikuroi IMI 58289, 1671 nucleotides. RefSeq names its product related to cell wall mannoprotein. The record is from RefSeq and is a predicted model, not a curated record. The coding region runs from base 1 to 1671 and encodes 556 amino acids. Lineage: Eukaryota; Fungi; Ascomycota; Sordariomycetes; Hypocreales; Nectriaceae. The transcript is spliced from 2 exons.
AUGCGCUCCUUCAUCGCCAUCGCGGCACUAGCCAUUUCUGGCGCCGUCGCUGGGCCUUGCAAGCCUCGAACUACUGAGACUUCGACAUCUGUCGCUUCAGAGACUUCGUCUGCUGCUGUUGAAGCCACGACUCUACCUGCGCCUCCGGUCGAUUCCAUCAUCACCAACACUUGUACCGGUGGUGGCCUUACGAGCCUCGAUCCUUUCGUCAUCGACGGCGAUGUCACCCUGAACACUAACGAUGGUUAUAAUCCCGGCGGUGGGAGCUCAGACAAGAGCUGCGCUGCGCUUAGUGCCCAGUCUGCUGGAACGCGCAAGCGUCAGACUCUCGGAGAGAUUGCGGCGCUGAAGCAGUUGCUCACUGGCCUGAAUGUGCGAACUCAGUACACCGUCCAAUUCUUCUACCUCGUCUUCACUCCUCCCCAGGCGACAACAUCUUGUGUUCUCGAAGCAUUCAUCGGUUCGCAGAAGUUCUUCACCACUGGCAUUUUCUCCAAUGGUGCUAGCGUUAGCUACAACGAGGUCUUGGUCUCGACUUCUGCGCCUGCUACCCAGGGCUUCUUGAACAUCCAGACUACAUGCUCUGGUGGAGGUUCUGCCAUGGUGCUUGUUGACUCUAUCUUCAUCUCUAACCAGGUCACUCCGGAGAACAUCAACGACUUUAGACUUGACUUUGGAGGCGGUGAUAUUCGUGAGCCUGUGAAUAGCCUCCCUACUACUCGGAUUGCUCCAACUACUCAGCGUGGACCUGCUACCCAGACUUUCCCCGCUACUCAGGAUGGUCCUUCUACACAAACCCCUCCUGCUACCCAAUCUCAACCUGCUACCCAGAACGGCCCUGCUACUCAGACUCUUCCCGCCACCCAGAAUGGACCUGCUACCGAGUCUGAGCCUGCUACUCAGAAUGGCCCUUCUACUGCCACCAAUGUUCCUACCCAAGGCACCGAGUCUACUUCCGCUCCUGCCAACCCCAACGACGCCACCACUCAGACAGUCAAUCCUGGCUUCCAGACCAGCACCUCUGCAAACGGCGGUGCCUCGACUGAAGCCAACUUUGCUUCCACCACGACUCGUCCCGACACCCAGCCUGCCACUCCUACUCCCGUUGGCUCCCAAACCGUCACUGCUUUCGACCCUGAUGCCACCAUCGGCCCUCUCAACAACGCCCAGCCUCCUCAGGACAACUGCGUCAGCACCAACCUUAUUCCCAACGGUGACUUUGAGUCUGCAUCAAGUGGUUGGGAGAUCACCGGAAACGCUGGUAUCACCUACAACGGCCAGUACGGUCCUCAAGCUCGUGCCAACAGCGGAAACCUCGCCAUGGCUCUGCAAUGGCCCCAAAAGAAUGGCGUCAAAGCCGGUUUCAAGCGAACCAUCACAGGCCUCAUGCCCGGCCAGACCUACUAUCUCGGCUACGGCCACCACACGGGCAACGGCGCUCAUCUCCCUUACUACGAAUGCGACAUCCUCGUCAAGUUUGACGGUGUCAACUUUGAUGACUUUGAUCCUUUCUACGAUCCUAAUGCUUGGUGGCAGUACCGCAACCGCAUGAACUAUGUCACGCCCACGCAUUCUACUGUUGAGCUGUCGUUUGUUCUCACUUGCAAGAGUAACCCUGCUGCUUUUACGCUUCUUAUGGAUGAUAUUUUCCUUUCUGCUUGUCAGAAAUAA